Molecule: messenger RNA, 1503 nt
Organism: Lithohypha guttulata
Lineage: Eukaryota; Fungi; Ascomycota; Eurotiomycetes; Chaetothyriales; Trichomeriaceae
Exons: 3
Coding region: 1-1503 (500 amino acids)
Source: RefSeq, a predicted model, not a curated record
AUGUCGAGUCCGACCAUUGCCUUAUUCGAGACAGUAAGGCUGGAUUUGGUCCUACCACAAGCCAUGGAAGUUCCCGCCAUGAUCAGUGGCUAUUCACUGCUAUCUGUUCUGAUUGCGUCCUCUGUUGUCUUGUUAGCCUUCGUUCACCAACCAUUUGUGAUUGUGGUGCUUCGGAUAGUAAAGUUCUUUCGGGAACAGACAGCUAGAGAUAGUCAGUCCUGUAAUGACCUUGUUGAGCGAAUCAAAAAGGAUAGACAAGAGCUUGAGAUUCUGCGGAGUACUAAUACAAAGCUCCGUAAAGACGUCGAAAGAGCGGAGGCCAAGAUUUCAGCACAAGGAUCUAGAAUCAUUCAACAAGACGAACAGCAUGCGAAACGAGGUUCCCUGGUUCAAAGACUAGAGCAACAAUGCUCUCAGGGAAACAAAUGGCUGAAAGCUGAAAGAUCCAAAGCUAUGGGGAUGCAACAACAAUUCAACACAAUUCAACAGCAGAUUACCGCAGCCUCAAUGCGAGAGGCUAAUACCAACCAAGCAUACACGGCGACAUGUAAGCAGUUAUCAGCUACAGCGGGAGCUUUACAAGCCACACAAACGAGACUUGAAGAAACCCGGAAAUUCAUUAUCGACCUGCAACUCGAAAAUGAACUCCUCAAGAGUCCUAUGUCACCAGCACCACCCGUUACCAAAGCCAGCGAAUCUACCUUUUCAGCAUUGGCAUCUCCUUUCGUCCUUGUACUUGUCGAUGGAGAUGCAUACAUUUGGGCCGGCAAUCACUUCACUCAAAAUUUGCGACCAGCGGGCGCUCAUGCAGCGCAAGCGAUUAGACUCGAGGUGCAGCAAUACCUGCUUGCCAGUACUGAUCGAGCACCUUUACAAUCCAAAAUCGUUACAAGAGUGUUCCAUAAUGCACACGGACUAAGACAUCAGGAGGCACGUACACAGCAUGCAAGGCAUAGACUUUCUGACUUCGCUGUCGACUUCACUGAGAGUAUGCCCCUGUUUGAUUACACAGAUUGUGGUCGGGGUAAAGAGAGAGCAGAUUCCAAGAUUCAAGAAACCUUCCACCUGUUCAUCGCAAACCCUCAUUGUCACACUAUCUUCCUUGCUGCAGCAGUCGAUAAUGGCUUUGCAAGACUUCUCGAACAAUACGCUUCUGUCGAUGCUGCCAAGCAGAAAGUCGUGCUCGUACAUCCUGGUUACCUCAUUCACGAGAUCGCAGAGCUCAACUACCAGGCGGUAGAAUGGCCUUCGGUCUUUCAGCAUAGGUUAAUGCCGAUGGAUGCACAAACGAAAUUCGCUCACCAACAACAGCUUCGGAAUAAAGAUAUGCAGGUACAGAAAGCUGCUGCCAGCAGAGCUAUCACCCAAGGUGUUUUUGGUAUAUCAUCUGUGGACAUGAUCGAGUCCUCGAACAUCUACACUGGUGCUAGAAAGUUAGGCUGGAGGCCGUCAAGAGUCAUAGAAGGAGUUCGAGACGAAGGGCUUGUCGAGGAGAUUGACUAG